CUGUCAAACACGAAAGGUCACACAUGCGAUGCAGUGAGAGUUGUGCAAAUACGAUCGUAUUUCUCCAAAUUAUUCGUUUUAGAUCAGUCAACCUUCAACUACUCUUCGUCAGUCGUUCCUUAUAGCAACAGUAGUGUGUCCUGCAUUUUGAAAAGCGAUACUAUCCGGCAUUCAUAAUUCCUGUUAGCUAACGUUGUUAGUUCAGCUAGCCAAGUCAACUGUAGGUUUGAACCCCACUUCAAUUGGGGAAACCUGUUUGUUAAAACAUCUCUGUCACUGACACGAUGCUGAGGAAUCUUGUGAGAUUUCACAAUUGUCUGGGGCAUGCUUUCUCUCCCCCCACUGUCUGCCCAAGAGGUCAAAUGUUUAAGCUGCUCUCUGUGAAAUCCUACUCCACUAUCACAGAAAGAAAGAAAUUCUAUGAGGAUGUUAGCAUAUCCCAUGGAGAGGGUGGCAUGUUUGAGAUCAACCUGGACCGGCGGAAACUGAAAACACCAGGAGGAAAGCUGUUCACAGCCCCCAACGAAGCCUUAGCCAUUGCCGUGGCGAAUGAAUGGGAUACUCAGAAAGACAUUCUCAAGUUCUACAGCAUGCAUAUGACCACUCUCUGCAACACGGCCCUAGAUAACCCUACGUUCCGCAGCAAGGACCAAAUGAUCACUGCUGCCCUCAAGUAUCUGGAGACUGACACUAUCUGUUACAGAGUUGAGGAGCCUCCAUCACUAGUUGAGCUUCAGAAUAAUGAAUGGGACCCUGUGUUGAACUGGAUUGAAGACCGGUACAACGUAGUCAUUGGCUCCUCCACCAGUAUACUGGGGCCAGAGAUCCCACAGGCGACGAUGGAUACUUUCCGCCAGCACCUGGGUUCCUAUAACUUCUGGUCCCUGACAGGUCUGGAGUAUGUGAUCACCCAGCUGAAGUCAGUGGUGCUUGCCUUUGCUUUAAUAGACAAACACAUAACAGUGGAGCAGGCCGUGCUGCUGUCACGACUAGAGGAGGAGUUCCAGAUCGGGCAUUGGGGAAAUGUAGAGUGGGCUCAUGAUGUUGACCUGUAUGAGCUGAGGUCACGUACAGCCGCAGGGGCACUGUUUGUACAUUUUUCUUCUGAAAGUUCAACGGUCAAACGCAAACUCAUGCAAGACUGAGGAUAUUCAGUGCUUCCCUGAGUCAACACAAACUCAGACAGGACUCUUAAGAGCAAAGGCAACAGAGGCAGUGUACUGGCCUCUGACUGGGAAGAAAUCCCAACUCCUUCAGACUUGUGUUUAACUCUGGUUGUUGACCUUUGCGGAAUAAAAACAUAAUAUUCUA
Oncorhynchus keta (chum salmon) is the source of this 1311-nucleotide messenger RNA. It is a transcript of the gene atpaf2, whose product is annotated as ATP synthase mitochondrial F1 complex assembly factor 2. Gene Ontology annotation, biological process: mitochondrial proton-transporting ATP synthase complex assembly. Gene Ontology annotation, cellular component: mitochondrion. Lineage: Eukaryota; Metazoa; Chordata; Actinopteri; Salmoniformes; Salmonidae. The record is from RefSeq and is a predicted model, not a curated record. The coding region runs from base 285 to 1145 and encodes 286 amino acids. The transcript has 8 exons.